Molecule: messenger RNA, 1402 nt
Organism: Hippocampus zosterae (dwarf seahorse)
Lineage: Eukaryota; Metazoa; Chordata; Actinopteri; Syngnathiformes; Syngnathidae
Product: GTPase IMAP family member 2-like
Exons: 7
Coding region: 302-1366 (354 amino acids)
Molecular function (GO): GTP binding
Source: RefSeq, a predicted model, not a curated record
CUGAACAGAAACAGCUCGUGUGUGUGUGUGUGUGUGUUCUUGCUUGGGAGGUGGGGCAGGCCCGCGCUAGCAAAGAAGAGAUCACAGUCAAAGUGUGAUCAAAGUUUAACUUACUAAAAAGAAGGAGGAGGCCAAUCUUUUUUUUUUUUUAAGGUAAAGCAGACUUUUUGAACAACUCUUCUGCAAAUUGCAACAACUCUUUUGAUCCACUUGUUGAUCUUUCCAAAUGAAUGUUUAACUGCAGACUGGGUGUGCUCUCACGUUGCGCUGCGGACGAGGGUCAGCAAUCUCCUGGAGAAAAAUGGAUUGUAAAUGCGAAGCCAACAACACAGAUAAUGCCGCUACAGGCUGGUGGCUGAGCGGCAGCAAUGCCCAGAUGGGCGUUUACACCGUGGUGGGGUAUCUUCUGUACAGAUUCUCACAGACCCUUCCCGCACUGAUCCGAUGGCCGAUUCGUCUCUUCUGCUCUUUAACCGGUCUGUCGGCUCUUUGGAGCUGGGUGAGCCGCGUCGUGGGGACCCUCCGAGGAAUCCAGAGCCUGUGUAAAUGGUUGUCUCGAAUUUGGAAGUUUAUCAAAGCAUUUUCCACCAAAUUCCAGUGGAUACUUCCUAUCAUCAGAGCCAUCACAGGGUCCAGUGACGGCUAUUUGGAGAGCGAGUCCACGAGACUGAACCUCUCCAGCCCCUUAAAAGCAGGCCUCAGACUGAUCGUGGUGGGCCCCGCCGGCGGAGGACGCACAUCAGUGGUAAACACUUUGCUGAACUGCUGGGCGGAAGAACCGGAAGAACCUCUCGUCGAGAGCACCAUAAGAAGAGCCAUAGUGGACGGCAGGGAACUCGCGGUCAUCGACACGCCGGAUCUCUUGGGGGCGUCAUUGGGGGCGAUGACUCGAGCCAGAGAAGCUCUGAGGAGCGUUCAGCUAGCGGCUCCGGGUCCUCACGCCAUCCUCCUGGUGAUGCAGGCGCCGCGCUCCGGAAAAGUGCCGCACCAGGAUGCCAUGCGAGCCAUCCAGGCCACGCUGCAACUGUUCGGAGAUGACAUCCGAGGUCACGUCAUCCCCGUGCUCACCCACGCCGACCGACUGGGUCGACGGCACACUUUGGAGCGGCUGCUGGACAGGGACGCCGGCGGCGUGAACGGACUGACGUCUCUCUGCGGUCAGAGACCCGAGCUGCUGGACACCAGGCGGGAUCGGUCCCCGGAGGAGCAGAAGGUGACGCGCAGGCUGCUGGUGGGGCGUGUCCUCGAGCUGAAGGGGCUCAGGGGACAUUUUGUCCACGAGCUGCAAAGGAUGGACGAACGCGUGCGGGAGAAGCUGCUAGCCGACAUGACCUCUGCGCUGGGCUCAAAAUUGGAACACAUGUAGAUCAUGUGAAUACACAGCAUUGCUAUGAAAUCAUAA